UCACACAUGGAUGUGUUCUUCCAGCCAAGCCUCGGAAACCCUUUCGACAUCGAAGUCGGCUAUUUCGACACGGUGCUCGAGAUCAAAGAGAAGAUCCACAAGCAAAAGGGAAUCCCUAUCUCCACACAAACCCUAGUCUUCAAUGGCGCCAUCCUCCAAGACAAUCUCAACGUCCACGACUCUGAUAUUCUCGACCGAUCCCGAAUCCAUCUACUCCUACCCUCCGACGCAAUCGCAGCCGCCGUCGAUUCCCCGCCCACAUCAUCGUCGUCGAAGAAGAAGAUCCAGCUCCUCCUGAAAAUGCCGCCCCCCAAAUCAGCAAUCACCGUCGAGAUGGAUCUCGACGAGACCAUCCAGCGGCUCAAGGAGAAAAUCCACGAGUGCAUGGAAGGGGUACCGAUCGCCCGGUUGGCGGUGGUCCAUGCUAAUGGGAUCGAACUUCACGAUCAUAAGACCGUACGGGAAUGCGAGCUGUCGGAUAAAUCGGAACUUAACGUGGGCAUUCGUUCCUCUCCGAGAAGAACUUCUUCGCGGUCUUCGUCCGGCAACACGAGCGGCGGCAUUGGUGGUGGUGGGCCGGGGAAGUUGAGGAUUUGUGUUCUGAACAAAGGCGGCAACGAGAAGAUUCCGGUGGAGGUGAACGGUUCGAAUAGCGUCGGGGAGCUGAGGAUGAAGCUGCAGAAGAUGAAAUUGGAUCUUCCACAAGAAGGGUAUUUUUUUAUUUACAAGCAAAAUGUAAUGGAUGAUGAUAGGUCUUUUAGAUGGCACCGUGUUGUUCAAGGAGAUGUAAUCGAGAUCUUUGGCGGGAGUGUUACGGGUGGAUCGUAGCCGUCUCUCUCAUUUUUUCUCUCUCUCGUGUUUCUCUUGUGAGCGUAGGGAUCGAAAUUGGAAUGAAAUUUUUCGAAUGUGUCUUAAUGGAUUUAGGCAUAUGAUGCCUAAUUUGAUGUGGGAAAAAUCUUCAAUUAUAAAUACUUGGAUCAUUCAUUAUAUCAAUUUAAGAGGUAUGUUCAAUUUUAGCUUUCUUUAAACUUUCUUUCUAUUCUUCUUGAAUUUUCGAUUGGUGACUUAGGCGUGCGUUUUAUUGGUGGUGAGUACGUGGAUAUCUACAAGGGUUGAUCCAAGAUGAAUUUUUUUGGGGUGCGAGAAUGAAGGAAGAAUUUACAGGGGUUGGGUGCAGCGUCCCCAAUUUUUUUUUUCUUGAUAUUAAUUUGAAAAAACAAUAAAAGA
This is a messenger RNA of Erythranthe guttata (spotted monkey flower), 1227 nucleotides long. Its product is annotated as ubiquitin domain-containing protein 7SL RNA1. Gene Ontology annotation, cellular component: nucleoplasm; cytosol. Gene Ontology annotation, biological process: proteasome-mediated ubiquitin-dependent protein catabolic process. NCBI's taxonomy places the organism in Eukaryota, Viridiplantae, Streptophyta, Magnoliopsida, Lamiales, Phrymaceae. The record is from RefSeq and is a predicted model, not a curated record. Gene Ontology annotation, molecular function: polyubiquitin modification-dependent protein binding; proteasome binding; ubiquitin binding.